CACUGUUUUACUCACCUAGCUACUUCAGAAUCUUGGUAGAGCAGUUUGAAGUACAACUGCGGCAGUAUAGGCAACAAAUAGAAGAACUGGAAAAUCAUCUUGCUACUCAAGCAAAUAAUUCACAUAUAACACCACAAGAUUUGUCUAUGGCUAUGCAGAAAAUCUAUCAAACAUUUGUAGCUUUAGCAGCACAACUUCAGUCCAUACAUGAAAACGUAAAGAUGCUCAAAGACCAAUACCUUGGCUACAGGAAAACCUUUCUGGGAGAUGCCAUGGAUGUGUUUGAGGCAAGACGAACAGAAGCCAAGAAGUGGCAGAGCGCGCCACGCGUUACCACUGGACCGACCCCUUUCAGCAACAUACCAAAUGCAGCAGCCGUUGCCAUGGCUGCAACACUUACUCAGCAGCAACAGCCUGCUACAGGGCCACAACCAUCUCUGGGAGUUAGUUUUGGAACGCCAUUCGGCUCAGGUAUUGGCACUGGCUUGCAAUCAAGUGGCUUAGGUUCUUCAAGCCUUGGAGGAUUUGGAAGUAGCUCUGCCUUUGGGAGCAGUGCCACAGGAGCAUCGUCAUUUGGGUUUGGAACAACAAGUAAACCAUCAGGAAGUCUAAGUGCAGGCUUUGGCAGCUCGACUACAUCUGGGUUUAACUUCAGCAAUCCUGGCAUCACAGCAUCAGCUGGCUUGACGUUCGGGGUGUCUAAUCCUGCAUCUGCAGGCUUUGGGACAGGAGGGCAACUUCUUCAGCUGAAGAAACCUCCAGCUGGAAACAAGCGAGGGAAGAGAUAGGCACCCCUUAGGGAAGUGGAAGUGAAUCAACUUUGUUCAUCUGAGAAGUCUAUUUUUCUAGAUUGAUGCAUUGAUUAAAUUGCAUCCCGUGAGAUUUAUAAAAAAUAAAAUAAAAAAAAGUUAGCUACUUUUCCCUAAUCUGAAACACAAAAUGAAUCGUACUGAACAGCUAUUUUCUUGUGAAUAUAAACCUGUUUAUGUAUUUUUAUUUUUGGCCCUAGUUUUAGAAAUGUUCUAUACUGCAUUAUUAAAGAUUCUUGUAAAACCAUCUAUUUAAACUAAUGUUAGUAGCAGAAUAUUUUUUGUUAAUAAGCUUUAUACCAUAUGAAUAUAUGCAUAUUUGUUUUUUGUACAGAAAGUAUAUUCUAGUACAAAUACUAGAGUUCAUAUCUUCUGUUCCUGGAUAUGGCCUUUAAAUCUACUUCAGGGUGUUUCUGUGUAUAUGGAUGUAAAUAUAUACAGUACAGUGCACACAUCAGUGUGUAUGUAUAUGUAUAAAAUAAAACCAGAUGUGCAAACCUUUCCCCACAGACAGGUCUCCUUUACUUUGUGUUCUGUUUGUCCACGUUGCUCUGUGGUUCCACAUCUUGAUGUUCUAUGGAUUUCAAACGGUGGGUCCUGGGCUGUGUCGUCAUCGCUUCUUGUGUUUUGUUGCUUAAGACCAGCCGAAGUAAAAUGUUUACUAUCUCAUGAAGUUUUGUAUGCAGUGUUUAAGUGGAUGCAGUGUGUGAAGUUCUUUAUUUUAGCCAUUUCUCAACCAGUUCUUAAAGAAGAAGCCGAGAUCUUGACUCAGACAUUUCCUAGGUAAUGUUCCCAAACUGUUUUUUCUUCAGCUGCACAGCAGGAUGUUGCAGGGUUUCAGGGUUCCACAAGGUCUGCUUGCAAGCAGAGCUGUCAACCUGCAUGAGCUCUUUCUUGCAGCUGGAGGGGGUGGGGGUAGGUCGUACCAUUGUAGCCAUGAUUGGAAUUAACUGUUACAAAUCAGAGGUGAUUCACUAGCUGCUUCUAGUCGGUGCUAUUAGCACAAACAUGAGAGCAGGUGUAUAUCUGCUUUCAAUAUGAGCUACAGUACAGUGAGUCGCUGCUGAAGAAUUGAGAAAAAUGAUGUAAUUUGAAGGUUAAACUACUGCAACAGUAGAGUAUAAAUCUUGUGUAUUACAUCAUAGCUGCUUGUGCUGCAUUUCCAAUUGAGUGUGUGCUAGAAACAUCUGGAAAGCAUCCUAAGGAGGUACGUACUGCCUAAUGUGAGUUGAAGUGUGAAUAUGGGACUUUGGAUUUGAGUGUGGCUUUCUGUGUACAAGAUGCAUCAAAUGAAUAUUCACUGUUGUUUUUACAAAAGCACCUUUUUUCUAAAACAGUUAAAGUGCAUAAGGGUUUUUUGUUUUUUUUUUUUUCAAGCAUUGAAUUAUUUCAGUUAUUGAAGUAUUAUGAGCAUGUUGUAUGUCUUGGAAGUGAUGUCUGCAGUGGUUGCUUUUGGACAGAUGUUUAUCACUUGAUCUGGCAGAAUUCAGAGAAACUGAGCACAGAACUCCUGGCUUUUGUACACUUGUAUGUUAUUGCAUCUCUGCGAGCGCUCCCUUAGGAAUCCAGUGUGUGUUUUUCACGUUUGGGAAAACUGAAAGCUUAAAAUUUGUUCUGACUUUACCUUUUUUUAAAACAUACAUUGGGCUGCAGUCAAAACCACAAUGUUUUUAUUCUUUUGUUAUUGCUUUUUAAUAAUGUUAAACCACUGGAUUUGUAAUGUAUUAAUUUGUGAAACUAAUUCAAAGUAUGUACUCUUUGUCCAUAUGUGCAACUUACCAUUGUGCAAACAAUAAAACAAAUGCUGUGAUCCUUGUAAUACA
Meleagris gallopavo (turkey) is the source of this 2632-nucleotide messenger RNA. The record is from RefSeq and is a predicted model, not a curated record. Lineage: Eukaryota; Metazoa; Chordata; Aves; Galliformes; Phasianidae.